Molecule: messenger RNA, 1560 nt
Organism: Nematostella vectensis (starlet sea anemone)
Lineage: Eukaryota; Metazoa; Cnidaria; Anthozoa; Actiniaria; Edwardsiidae
Exons: 4
Coding region: 119-1258 (379 amino acids)
Source: RefSeq, a predicted model, not a curated record
CAAGAAUUUGUCACAUGAGUCAAUCGUGGACCGACAUAACUCAAGGCAGUAGUCUCUGUUGAUAACCAAAACAAGACCUUGUUUUAGAGUCUGCGUCUGGCGACGGUCAACUUGAACAAUGAGGUCUACCACAUUAUGGGUGGUAUUCACUUUAUUUGUGAUACUAUACCAAGUCAAUGCCAUUCCUGUGGCUUCCCCGAAGGAGACUAAAGAGCCUGAGAAGCUUGCCGAUGAAAAUAGUAAGCCUGAAAAGCUUGCCGAUGAAAAUAGUAAGGCUGAGAAGCUUGCCGACGAAGAAAGUGGUGCUGAUAGCCCAGCACCGGACACAGAGGAGAAAACAGCCGAUGAGGAUGAUGAUAAACCAACUGAUGAAGAUGGCGACGAUGACGAACAGCCCAAGAGCGAGGAUGAAGACGAAGGUUCCGCCGCGGCUGAUAAACCAAAAGAGAGGAGAGAUGCCGACGAAACGGAAGAAAAGGGUGUUUCAGUAAAUAAAAAGUGCGGAGGAUGCGGUGGUGGUUUCGGUGGCUUUGGAGGCUUUGGAGGUCUCGGAGGUUACGGUGAUGGCUUCGGCGACGGCUUCGGCUUCGGUGGACACGGCGGCGGACAUGGAGGCAGCUGCCACGGCUGCCAGUGGGGUGUUCCCGGAGAAGGAUGCUGCUGCUCCAACUGCUGCGGCGGUUUCGAGUGCCCCCAUUCCUGUGGCGGCUGUGGGUGUGGCUGCUGCCCCAACCUGAACUUCCCUGUCACUUUCGGCGCAUGCGUGAACAACCCUUGCUGCGAGUGUUGCCAGAAGAAGCCGCCAAAGGGCAAAUGCAAGUGGCCUUGCUACUGGCCUUGCUGCUGCGAGUGCACUCCACCCAAGUUCAAGUUCAAGCCUCUGAAGGCCAAACCUUUGUGCCACUGCCCUCACUGCUCAACGAGCCCAUGUGGUGGAUGUAUGGGAUGUCACGGAAACGGAGGACACAAGAAGUCCGGUCCUACCAAGAGAGAUGAAAUUUCCAAGAAGUGCGGAGACGGUUGUGGUGGUUGUGGAGGAUUCGGUGGGUUCGGUGGAUUUGGCGGUUAUGGUCAUGGCGGAUUUGGCGGAUACGGCCAUGGCGGAUUUGGCGGAUGGGGAGGAUUUGGCGGAUACGGUCACGGUGGAUUUGGCGGAUUUGGCGGCUUCGGUGGUUUUGGCGGUUAUGGCGGUCCCGGAGGCUUCGGAUAUGGUGGAUAUGGCGGUUUCCCCGGAUAUGGAUUCGGUUAUGGAUUCUAAAUUAUUUCCAGAUUUCGCCCUCUUAUACUUGCUGAAUCCAAGAUCCCAAUGCAGUAACCAAGAUUGCCUUUUGUAGCAAUCUGCAUAACAUCUCUCCUUGGUACAUCGCUCAAUGGAUCGCUCAGUGAGCUACUCCUUGUUCAUAGUAGUGUUGAUGUUGGCCAGCAUUUGUUUGAAGUGUUUGUCAACAUUGAAGAAUUCAAUCGAUGGUUGAAAUGGUAUAAAUUUGUUGUUACAGCUGCUUUGCUGUGUUUGGAUGAGGGUGUGAGGUACUUUAUCAAAAUAAAAUUUAAAGAAACCAA